Messenger RNA from Oikopleura dioica, 411 nucleotides. The record is from the annotation of a GenBank genome assembly. Lineage: Eukaryota; Metazoa; Chordata; Appendicularia; Copelata; Oikopleuridae.
AUGCAACUUAGCCUUGAAGAGAAAAACGAGAAAUCUUUGGAUGAUGAGAAAAUUCAAAAGGCGCUUGUCACCGGCCUGGUCUGCGGCUUCAUCUUCAUGAUCUCUGUGAUCGGACUUGUGUGGUACUGCCAUUCGCGUAGGAAACAACAUCCAUCGCUCGAGAAAGAAAAAUUCCCGAUGAACCGGCAGAGGAGCCUGUCGACAGAUGGAACUUGCAAUACUAUUCACACCUUCCAUACUAACAACAAAGAAUCGCAAGAAGAUCGACGUCCCGCCGCCCAAGACAUCUUCGCACCGCUGCAACAGACUCAGAGUAAUGAUGAGCCCAUUAAUGCAAAUGACUUCCAACCUUCCACUUCGCAAAGCCGCUUUACUGUCGUGGCGGCCGAUGUCACAGAAUCGCCCAUGUAG